AUGUAAUAAUCUUUAAUUGAUUCUAACAUUAUUUAAUCUACAACUGUUAAAACAAUAAAAGAACUCAAAAAAUUGGGAGACUCUCGAACUAACUUAGAAGCUGAUGAGAAUGAAGUAAAUGAUUCAACUUUGAGUGGAAAAAACACUCCUGAAGAUGAAACUUCGAAAACAUAAAACACUAAAAUCACACUAAACAAGAAACCAAAAUUGACCUUCAAACUUCAAACGCAAAAUAGAAUCACUUCAAUGAAAUAAACAGUUGUCAAGACUACUGAUGAUGUGGCUGAAUAAAGCAAUGGGUUUAGAAAAGCAUCACUAAGAUAAGGUUCAUUGAGGCUUUAAAGACCUCAACCUUAAUUAUAAUUAGAAUCAAAUGAUCCUGUUGAUAUGAAUAAUGCACUUAACUUAAUUUUAACGAAAUGUAAAACCAUUAAAGAAGAAUUUGAGUAAUUAUAACUCACUAAUACAUUGAUAAAUAAAUACAUCAAAAAUGAUAAACACUUUCAUUUUUCAUUUUAAGCAUUUUUAGACAAUUUAGUUUCAAAGGGAAAAUUAGCUCAGACAUUAACUAAUAUAUAAAAGCCAGUUCUACAAAGGAUAGAGUUAUUUACAAUAAAUCAUGUUAAAAGAUGCAUAUAAAAAAAUUAAAUAUCUCAACAAUUUGAAGAAAAAACUAAGCAUGUUGACCUUCUUUUCAAUCGGUAUUACAAAGAGUUAACAAAUAUUGAAUAAAAUAUCAAAUAUUUCUGA
Molecule: messenger RNA, 750 nt
Organism: Paramecium tetraurelia
Lineage: Eukaryota; Ciliophora; Oligohymenophorea; Peniculida; Parameciidae
Exons: 1
Source: RefSeq, a predicted model, not a curated record